This is a messenger RNA of Panicum hallii, 1237 nucleotides long. RefSeq lists its product as uncharacterized. NCBI's taxonomy places the organism in Eukaryota, Viridiplantae, Streptophyta, Magnoliopsida, Poales, Poaceae. Bases 63 to 989 code for a protein of 308 amino acids. The transcript has 9 exons. The record is from RefSeq and is a predicted model, not a curated record. Gene Ontology annotation, biological process: chromosome segregation. Gene Ontology annotation, cellular component: outer kinetochore.
AAUCCCCUCCUCCCCUCCUUCGCCGUCUCCGGCGAGCCCCUCCCCCCAUCGCCGCCGCCGCCAUGGGAGGGGAGAUGGAGCGGUGCAUCUCGUCCCUGUGCGCCUCCCUCUCCACGGUGCUCGACCACGCAGACUCCUCCUCCCGCGAGCUCGCCGACGCCGUCUCCCGCCGCCCCAUCCACCUCGAUUCGGCGACGACCGCGUUCCUGCAGAAGCUGGACCGGCUGGCGGAGGCGGCGGGCGCGGACGUUGCCCGCCUCGAGUCCAUGGUUUUCGGCGCCGUCUCCUUCGAGGAGCUCCUGGGCCACUGCGGCGAGGCGCUCAGCGUCUACGCGCGCCACGCCGACGCCAUCGAGUCCCGCCUCGCAUCCUUCGGCUACGAGCCCCCCGAGGUGGAACCUGAGGUGGAUGCGGAAGAUGGUGGCGCCGGGGAGGUCGGGGACCCUGGGAAUGGCGGCUUCAGCGUCUCGAGCUCGGUGCUGAGGUCCGACAGGCGGCGGUUCGACAAUGACGAUGACGCCCUAUUUGGGGGGUCACUGAAGAACCUUGGAUUCUCGGAUGCUACUCUAGCCACACUUUCCUCUGAAGUCACAGAUUAUAAUGAAAGCCCAAAGAAGCUUUACAAGAAUCCUGACAGUGCUGAUGAUGGACAAAAGAUCAUGAACGAACCUGAACUUAUAGCUCCCCAGAAUGAAAGAAAUGAUCAAGGCAAUUCGUUCAAAGAAAUGAUAAGGGCGUCAAAGGAGGAGUAUGAGCAACUUCCUCCCUACAUGAAGAGUCUAGCAUCCUGGGAGGAAUUGUAUGAGGGAAUAUUGAAAUUAAAUUCAUACUUCGGCAGUAACAAUGCAUUGAAUCAAGAUGAUACUGGAGCAAUAGGGCUUGGGCGCAAAGGAAGAGCCUGCCUGCUAAUGCUGCUGCGGCUGAAUCAAUUAACUAUGGAGACAGUUGAUGGGUCUACCUGUUACACCAUCCGCAAGAUGAACCAGUAGGCAAUUUCAGAGUUCUGUGGGAAACGGAAGUGGGGUCACUCCAGGCAAGGAAACCUGGUGGAAACAGGAUGCAUCAUAUCUGUACAAUUGAUAGCCUGUUACUACUAUGUGCUGUGAUGUUCUUUUUGUGUGUUGCGAUGUAGCUAGUCCGGUUAAAACCUCGUGUUGUAUUAAUGUAUACUGAAACUCAGUUGCAAAGGUGAAUUUGAUUACCCGAGCAGAAGGCUCUUCUGCUCAUGUUAUGUUCA